Molecule: messenger RNA, 1751 nt
Organism: Eurytemora carolleeae
Lineage: Eukaryota; Metazoa; Arthropoda; Copepoda; Calanoida; Temoridae
Product: suppressor of cytokine signaling 4
Exons: 8
Coding region: 87-785 (232 amino acids)
Biological process (GO): phosphatidylinositol phosphate biosynthetic process; intracellular signal transduction
Cellular component (GO): phosphatidylinositol 3-kinase complex
Molecular function (GO): 1-phosphatidylinositol-3-kinase regulator activity
Source: RefSeq, a predicted model, not a curated record
CGAUAAAUUAUUUUUAAUUUCAGAUUUAGAGUUUAAACAUAAUGAUGAUCUCGACAUAUGAUCAAUAAUUAGGUGCAGUAGAGGUGAUGAGUGGAAGCUGGCUUGAAAAUCCUCGGAAUAAAAUCAGAAAUUUUUUCUCAAAAUUCAAGAGAAAUUUUCCAGCUUCGUGUGCCGAUCGUGGAGAAAUGGAGGCAGUGAGUGAUGAAGAUGAAGUAGAUCGAGAACAAGAACUCAGUCAUGAACUUGUAGAGUGGAAACCACAUACUCAGGUUGAUUAUGUCCAUUUCCUGGUGCCUGGCCUGACGGGAAUAUUUGCCUCUCCACAGUACUGGGGGAAAAUGGACAGAUAUGAGGCAGAGGAAGCAUUAGAGAAUAAACCGGAAGGAAGUUUUCUACUCCGGGAUUCAGCACAAGAUGAAUACAUAUUCAGUGUAAGUUUCCGACGUUAUGGGCGCAGUCUUCAUGCACGCGUAGAGGAAACAGAGCAUUUAUUCAGCUUCGACUGUCACGACCCAGGUGUUUACAGGUCUCCUAAUAUACCACAGCUCUUAGAACAUUAUAAGGAUCCUUCAUCUUGUAUGUUCUUUGAGCCCUUGUUAUGUUGUCCUGUGUUUAGAACUCAACCAUUCUCCCUUCAGGAUCUUUCCAGGGCUGCUAUCUGUGAUACACUCCCGUGUUACGGAGGUAUUGACCAGCUUGAGCUGCCGAGAUCUUUAAAGAUCUCGUUAAAGCAGUACCACUACAAACACAAGAUCAGAACUAGACGAUUAGAGACUACUGAGUAGAUGAUUUUUGGUACUAACCCAUGCGUAUUUUCCAAUGGAGGUUAUAUAGAAUCCAAUGGAAGUUCUAUUUAUUUCCAAUGGAAGUUAUAUAGAUCCAAUGGAAACUGUAUUGAUUUGAAAUGAACAUUUUAUUGAUUUCCAAUGGAAGUUACUUUCAAUGGAAGUUAUAUAGAUUCCAAUGGAAGUUAUAUUAAUUUCCAAUGGAAGUUACAUAGAUUCAAAUGGAAGUUAUAUAGAUUCCAAUGGAAGUUUAUUAAUUUCCAAUGGAAUUUUUAUUGAUUUCCAAUGGAAGUUAUAUUGAUUUCCAAUGAAAGUUAUAUAGAUUCCAAUGGAAGUUAUAUUGAUUUCCAAUGGAAGUUAUAUAGAUUCCAAUGGAAGUUAUAUUGAUUUCCAAUGUCACCAAAGAUAUUUUCCCAAUUGGCAACUUUUCAUGGAUGGCGAAAGUGGCAAGUUUCCUAGUGGCUAUUUCUGAUAUUUACAAUUUCCCAAGAUUACUAAAUGUUGUAUGGUGUCCCGGUUAUCCUAGUCACAGUGCAGCACACGGAUCAGAACAUUUUAACCCCUCUUCUGAUCAAGUUAGAAUUUAUUUUUAAAUUACUCAGACUUAGGUAAAAUAAUAUAAAACCCAUCUUAUUAUAAUUUCUUCCCAUGUCUCCGAAGUUCUGGGUUGAACUGUAGUAUAGAUGGAACAGUUAUUUUGAUGUAAACAAACUAAAGUGACUGUAAACAAGAUUUCAAAUGACCCUCCUGAUUCAAAGUGGUGUGACAGUUCAAAUAGUUUCCUCUCAAACUAUUGUGUAAACAAACAUGAUGGAAUUAUCCCUCUUUUUCUAUCAGAUUUUUUUAUUGUUAUAAUAGUUGAUUUUUCUAGACGAGAAGCAACAAAACUUUUCUUAUUGUUAAUCAUAGGGCUGAAGGGUUCCGUUGUGAUUGUAAAUUGUAAAUGAUUGGUUAAAUUAUAUCUAG